AUGGAAGAGGUUGAGCGAAAAACCUCCAGGUAUCUGAAGCAAAACAGAGAACUAGUCAAAGAAACAGCACAUCGCCUCAUCGCCAGCACUUUUUUCUUCGAAACGGAUCCUAGUCGAAUCAAACAUGUUGGAAAUGGAUUCAGGUGUCAAGGCCGUAUCCUUUGUAGGUUCGUUGACCGUUCUGAUAACCUAAAAGCCCUCGGAAAGUUUCUUCAGGCUCAGGUCAGGGGAAGUUUCGAGCCCUAUUUCACCAUUCAGGAACAGGGAUAUCCCAGCGAGGAGAUCACAGUACCGCUUUCAGAAGAUACCAUCAAUGCCAUGUGCGUCAGAGGAAACUUGGAACUAGAUGUGAUCGAGUUUCGUGAAAACAAGGAGUUCUCACCCAUUCACAUGUCUUUGUGUCUUGAAGAUAACUCAUCAUCUGGUUCAAUUGACCGAUCUUUUCCCAUCAGUGGAUUCCCACGAGAACUGAUGGACGAGCAUAGACAGCCAGGGCCACCACGAACCACUGUGAAUAGUGAACUUCGCCGUGAUUCGAGUGGCAGGAGGGUCCCCUAUACUAGAGCGAUGCAUAACAAGGGUAGCAUUGAUGAGCAUGACUUAGAUGCUCUUGGUAACUUGACAUUGAGUCCAUGGCUUACUGAUCUUAAGAAUGGCAGUAAUAUGUUUAACGUAAGUCCUUCCGAGACAGAACAGGUUUACGAGCUAGAAGGCUAG
This is a messenger RNA of Fusarium odoratissimum NRRL 54006, 717 nucleotides long. RefSeq lists its product as uncharacterized. The transcript is spliced from 3 exons. NCBI's taxonomy places the organism in Eukaryota, Fungi, Ascomycota, Sordariomycetes, Hypocreales, Nectriaceae. The record is from RefSeq and is a predicted model, not a curated record. The coding region runs from base 1 to 717 and encodes 238 amino acids.